Messenger RNA from Tribolium madens (black flour beetle), 1205 nucleotides. RefSeq names its product chloride intracellular channel exc-4 (gene Clic). The record is from RefSeq and is a predicted model, not a curated record. Bases 122 to 901 code for a protein of 259 amino acids. Gene Ontology annotation, cellular component: apical plasma membrane; cytoplasm. The transcript has 2 exons. Lineage: Eukaryota; Metazoa; Arthropoda; Insecta; Coleoptera; Tenebrionidae. Gene Ontology annotation, biological process: chloride transport. Gene Ontology annotation, molecular function: chloride channel activity.
UCCAACUGUCAAUUUCCCCAUUGAGUCACAAGAUCAGUAAAGUCAGAGAAGUGGUACUAGUGCUAGGUAGAGUGUCUUUUCCCCGAAUCAGUGCCUUUUGACGUAGUCCUCCACCGCGGAAAUGUCGGACGAAGUAGCAGAAAACGGCCACUCUGAGGGCGACGUGCCCGAAAUUGAGCUCAUUAUUCGCGCAUCAACGAUAGAUGGCCGUCGCAAAGGGGCUUGUCUCUUCUGCCAGGAAUACUUUAUGGAACUCUACCUCCUGGCCGAAUUGAAAACAAUAAGUCUGAAAGUGACAACAGUGGAUAUGCAAAAACCGCCACCCGACUUCCGCACCAACUUCGAAGCGACUCCACCUCCGAUUUUAAUCGACCGCGGAAUGGCGAUCCUCGAAAACGAAAAAAUCGAAAGACACAUCAUGAAGAGCGUCCCCGGGGGCCAUAAUUUAUUCGUUCAAGACAAGGAAGUGGCGACUCUGAUCGAGAACCUCUACACCAAGUUCAAAAUGUACGUAACUAAAUUCGAAUCGGCCGAUACGAAAGAGGCGAGUCAGCCGCUCCUCUCGCAUUUGGAAAGAAUCAACGAUUUCUUAGCGAAGAGAGGGACGAGGUUUUUGACCGGCGAUACUAUGAGUUGUUUCGAUUGCGAAUUGAUGCCGAGACUUCAACAUAUCCGGAUUGGGGCGAAAGCCUUCCGGAAGUUCGAAAUUCCGACCAGAUUUACGGCGCUUUGGACCUACAUGGCCAACAUGUACGAAUUGGAGGCCUUUAGACAGAGUUGUCCCGCCGAUCAAGACAUCAUUAGUCAUAUUAAGAACCAACUGGGGCUCAGGACAACGGCGAGGAUAGAACUGGAGACACCAAUAUUCACCACUUCCAUUCCCAUUGUUGCGGAGACAUAAAUCGAGGAGACUUGACAAGGGGGCGAUUUAGUACAAAAUUAUCACCGCUUGGUGUCGCCCCCAGUUUUAUAAAUUUUUUGCUAAAAAAUAAACAGCGAAACGUUUUUUCGGCUUUUUCUUGUUGAGCAGUAUUGUUGCAAAAUUUUGAGCUGGACUUAAAUUUUUAAAUCAGCAUUAUUUUUAAGUUUUAUAAAGUUACUUAAACAAUGUUAGUUUUGUUUAUCAUUUGUAUCAAUUAGUUAAGUAUGAAUCAUAAUUAUGUUACAAUGUAUUUUUACGUAAUAAAGGUAACUGUGAACGUAAA